Alternaria metachromatica is the source of this 444-nucleotide messenger RNA. RefSeq lists its product as uncharacterized. The record is from RefSeq and is a predicted model, not a curated record. The transcript has a single exon. Bases 1 to 444 code for a protein of 147 amino acids. Lineage: Eukaryota; Fungi; Ascomycota; Dothideomycetes; Pleosporales; Pleosporaceae.
AUGCUGCUUCGGUACGCCAUCGUCAUCGCCGAUAAGAUAGGUAAGGCCAGCCGAUCGCGGUCUGAGACCUCGAAGGCAAUAUGCGCACUACAGGCUGGGAAAAGUAUGGGCCUCACUGGAACUCCCCUCGAAAACGAUUACGAUGAGGUUCAACCCCCUAUGAAAUGGUCAAGAAUCGAGCCCAGGAACGACAUCAAAGUAUUCAACGACUACUUCGUCACCAAGAAGCCGAAGAAAACCAAGGCCAAACCCCUCAAGGGCGUAAGAAACGCGAUCCUCUCCACCAGCCUACAGGCCUGCUUCGUUCCCCUCGCAAUCGACGACACUUUCAAUAGAGGUCGCCUCGUUGAAUUCUCGCGACACAGCGUGAGAAACACGAGAUUGACACUACCGACGGCCGAGGCGGCCCAUCAGAAAGAGACAAGACCCAUUUGGGGUAAGUAG